Ectocarpus siliculosus is the source of this 3507-nucleotide messenger RNA. NCBI's taxonomy places the organism in Eukaryota, Phaeophyceae, Ectocarpales, Ectocarpaceae. The record is from the annotation of a GenBank genome assembly.
AUGUCAACUUCGGCGGAGCACCCCACAGCGGGGCCGAAGGCGUUUGCCACCGAGAAGCCGCCCCCCGCCGAACUUAAUGGUGUCGGAGGCGAAGUUGGCGGAGGGAACGAGACGGGGCGCGCGGGCGGGAACGGGGCAGCGGCGGCGGCGGCGGCGGCGGGGGAGGGGGCGGGGGCCGAGAUCGGUGGUGGUGGUGACGGUGGUAGAAGCGGCGCGUCGGUGGCGUAUCAGCCAACCGGUGGGGCAGUGCUCGAGUUUCACAACUACGAGGUUAAGCCCGACGACGUCCUGGUGGAGCAAGGGCGACACGCCGUCAGCGUCCAAGAGAUGCUCAUGCGGCCCGUUUUCUGGCCCUUCUCCGGCCAGGGCGACGAGGUAUGCAGGUCGGUAUGGAUGCGGGACACGGGAGCAAGGCCCUACCCCCGCCCCAGGAAGAGGAGAGGCACAAGCGGGGCGGCAGCAGCAGCAGCAGCAACAACAACAACAGGUGGCGUGGGGAAAGACGCGCAGGAGGAUCACGAAGACGGAGAAACCGACGUAGACGAGGACUACCACGAAGGGCCCGUGGGCCUCGAGCCAUACCCGCUGCGAGCUGCGGCUAUUCUGGAAGACGCGUAUCGGUUCCUCGCCUGGUACUUGGAGUGCCGGGAGGGAGGGGGGCCUCCCCCUGGCGCUCGAUCGUCGGGCGAGGUGGGGGACAAGGGUGCUCGAGGAAAACCGGGUGGCGGCGGGUCUUUAUCGCCGACUGUUCUACUUACCGUACAGGUCGCCGACGAGCUGGUACAAUUCCGCUCCCUCACCGACAUCGUCUCCGUCAAGCGCAACCUGGGCAGCGCCUUCUCCCUCUUCGGCCGCCGCCGCGUGUUCAGGGGAGUUCCCGUAGAGGAGGAAGGGGGAAUAGAAGAGGGGGGGGGCAGGGACGAAGGAGAACGCGAGAAGAGGGAAGAGGACGGGACCGGAACCGGGCGCAACGAUGACGACGACGACGCCCCGCCGUACCCGGACCCUCCAACGUCGAGCGGGACACCUUAUGCCUCUGAGUCGUCCUUGGAUGCGAGCGAAGAUCAGGCCGUCACCGGCUCUUCUACCGAAUCUGAGCAAAGUCCAUCGUCGGGCCCGACUCACGCUAGCGGUUCCGCUUCCGGGGAGGGUGAUGGUGGAGAGGGGACGAGAGUUCAACGAAACCCCUCCUCUUCCUGUUCUUCACAGUAUGGUUGUCGGGCCGAGGGAGCCGAUAAGGUUGAUUCGGACCUGGAGGAGAGGGUGGAGCACCUGGUGCUUGUCGUCCACGGUAUCGGCGACGCAUUGAUGUCGGUGGACCUGGGCAUGGUCCAGCUAAGAUCGCUGGUCGAGUGCUGCGACACCAUGCGAGCACACCACGAGGAGGUGGUGUUGAAUUCCAAAGACUUGCGGGGGCUCCGCAAGAAGAAGGGCAUCCGCAAGAGGGGACGUGUCGGAGGCAGCGAAGAUUUCGGCGGCGGUGGGGGAGGCAGAGGCGGAGACGGGCGCGGCGCCGCAACAGCCGAAGAGACGCAGGAGGAGGAAGAAGAAGAACGGGACUGCUUAGGCGAGGUGCCGACAGGUCUGGGGAGGGUGGAAUACCUCCCGGUAGAGUGGCACACGCGCUUCAAGGGGAGGCUGUACAGGGAAGGAGGCGGGAGCGGAGGUGCUGCGGAGGGUAGUAGCAAGGACCACCCAGGCACGUCGCCUCCAAGCGGCGCCACCAGGAGGCCGAGAUCGGAGGGGGCCCCGGGGCCGGGGAGGGGGGAGGGCAGUGGGGCGACGGGGGCGGGCGGGAGCGGGAGCGGGAUCGGGAGCGGAGGGCUGAGUAUCUGGGACAUCACGCUGCCGAGGGCGCCAACGCUGCGCGCCUUCACGAACGACACGCUGCUGGAUAUUUUGUACUUCAUGUCGCCGGAGUAUCACCAGGUCAUUGUGCAAGAGGUGACGCAGGAGAUCAACCGCAUCCUGGAGUUAUUCCGGAAGCACACGAGGGACUGGAGCGGGAAAGUCUCGAUCGUGGCCCACAGCCUAGGCGCCAUCAUCUGCUUCGACAUCAUGGCCAACCAGCCGAGCGCAGGAGGAGGAGGAGGCGUUCCUCCCGGGCCCGGGGACACGAGGGCCAGCGCCCCUUCCGCAACCCCCGUCCCCGUUCCCAGGAACGGCGGCAGCAACAGGAACACCACCACCACAACGAACGACAGCAAUAACGACAACAACAACAACGACAACCACAGCAGCAGCAGCAGCAGCAGCUCUGCGGAUGGUCAGGGUAGUCCGAACGACGUCGAUGUUGGUAGUCUAGAACAAGGGCGGAGACCGGGGGAGAAGGAGGGGGUGGGGGUCGGAGGCAAAACACCGCAGGAGCAGGGGCAGGAGCAGGAAGGCGAGGAGGGGUGCCUGCGGUAUUACCGAGGCAGCACCAAGUUUCCGGAGCUUUCGGCACGGGUGGAGAACGUCUUCUGCCUCGGCAGCCCGAUCGGGAUGUUUCUGAUGAUCCGCGGGCAGCACCGGAGGCUUGGGAAGGCGUUCAAGCUGCCGGGGUGUCGACGCUUGUUCAACAUCUUCCACCCCUACGACCCCGUGGCGUUCCGGCUGGAGCCGCUCCUGAGGGCCGGCAACGGCGACGUUCAAGGCGCGAACGACGGGGGGGAUCCCCCCCCGGAAGAGCCGGUCAUCUUGCCGACGUGGACCGGGGGAUUGAGGGUGCACUACCAGGUCCAGCGGUGGUGGCAAGACAUAUGGAGCAGGGCAUGCGAGACGAAGAGGAGAGCGGAGGUGGGCAUUGAGCGUUCUCUGGAGUCGAUCGGGCUCAUCGACGAACAGACCGGCGACCAAGACGAUAACGAGAGUUCCGGGCCUCCAGAAAGCCCAUUCAGCCCUUCCUCGUCACCACAGUUUGCGACUUUAUCACGCGAGGGUCACGCUCGUGGAGGAGGGUUCGACAGUGCCGCCGCUGCCCCAACCGCCGCCGGCGGCGACGGCACCAUGGCAACGUUGGCAGCGACAGGGGUGGGCGGUGUUACCCGCUUGACAGUACGUGAGACCGCCAGCACGGCCGCCUCCCAAGCCUCCUUGAACUCCCUCGCCGGUAUACCGGGUGAGCGUCAGCAGCAGCAGCAGCAGCAACAGAAGGAGGAGCAAGAACAGUUACCCGAAGAGGGCCACCGUCACUCCAGGCCAGGUAACGGGGCGGCGACGACAGGCACGGCAGAGCGCCGAGCGGCGCGCGCGGCGUGGCAGAGCGCGGUGAUGGAGGAGGACCUCGAGCGCAACGGGGCCCUGGCGGGCGGCAGACGAGUGGACUACUGUCUGCAGGAGAAGGAAUUUGAGGUGACGAACGAGUACAUCUUCGCGCUGGGCUCGCACGUCAUCUACUGGAGCUCCAAGGACGUCAGCCUGUUCGUGGCUCAGCAGGUUGUGGCCGAUGCUACCGCCGCCUCGGAUACGGACGCUCGAGCACCAGCAACAGCGCCAAGCGCCGCCGGCAAAGCGAAUCAGCAGUAG